Penicillium paradoxum is the source of this 2439-nucleotide messenger RNA. Its product is annotated as Drug/metabolite transporter. The coding region runs from base 1 to 2439 and encodes 812 amino acids. Gene Ontology annotation, biological process: intracellular calcium ion homeostasis. Gene Ontology annotation, cellular component: endoplasmic reticulum membrane. The transcript is spliced from 5 exons. The record is from RefSeq and is a predicted model, not a curated record. Gene Ontology annotation, molecular function: enzyme regulator activity. Lineage: Eukaryota; Fungi; Ascomycota; Eurotiomycetes; Eurotiales; Aspergillaceae.
AUGCCUCUUGUCGUACAGAAUCUCCAGCCGAGAGUGAUCCUCGGGUUAAUGACCUUUGGUCCAAGCGAGGCCAAGGGUGCCCGAAUCACUUCACUGGACGAGUACAACAAAUGCCUUGAUUACUUCCAGCAGCAAGGAUUCAACGAGAUCGACACCGCCCGUAUCUAUAUCGAUGGAGAGCAGGAGGCGUUCACAGCCAAGGCCAACUGGAAAUCACGUGGAUUGACGCUGGCCACGAAAUGGUACCCGAAGCAGCCCGGCUUCCACAAGCCGGAGAUCCUCCGUGAGAAACUGGAGCUUUCCCUCAAAGAGCUGCAGACCGAUACGGUUGAUAUCUUCUACCUGCAUGCGGCGGAUCGAGCCACUCCAUUUGCCGAAACCCUUGAAGCCGUUAACCAGCUGCACAAGGAGGGCAAGUUUGUACAGCUUGGUCUGAGCAACUAUACAGCCUUUGAGGUGGCCGAGAUUUGUAUUCUAUGUGCCGAGAGAGGAUGGGUUCGCCCGACUAUCUAUCAGGCUAUGUAUAACGCCAUAACCCGCAACAUCGAGACUGAACUCGUCCCCGCCUGCCACCGGUACGGCCUUGACAUUGUCAUCUACAACCCGCUCGCCGGUGGUCUUUUCUCCGGCAAAUACAAAACAAAAGAUAUCCCUGCAGAAGGCAGAUACAGCGAUUCAAGCUCUACUGGACCCAACUAUCGCGCCCGCUACUUCAGAGAUGCCACUUUUGAAGCGCUGAGUAUCAUUGAGCCCGUUGUAGAGAAACACGGUCUCACUUUACUCGAAACAGCUCUGCGCUGGGCCCGCCACCACUCUGCUCUGAGAAUGGACAACGGAGGUCGGGAUGGAGUCUUGGUGGGAGUUAGCAGCUUCGCACAGCUCGAAACUAACCUUGCUGAUCUCCAGAAGGGCCCGCUGCCGGAGGAGGUUGUGCAGGCUUUGGACCAAGCAUGGCUGGUAGCCAAGUCCAACUCUCCAAACUAUUGGCACCUGGAUCUGAAGUACACUUAUGAUACCCAAAAGGCUAUCUUCGGGCCAAAGGUCUUCGAGCUUUCAGAGCCGAGGGUGACCCAGCCCCCGGACGCAGUCCACGACUUCGACUCUGACGACGAGAUGGCCCUCACUCGCCCCCCAUUACACCGACCGACGGAUGGCCGCUCGCAACAACCCCUCCUCAAGGAAAGCUAUUAUCGCCGAUCCCGAUCGAGCUUUGGGAACGGCGAUGCGGAGCCUAUGUUGCACCAUACUAGACGGCCAACGAUCCGGAGUAAAAGCCCGGAACUCGACGCUUCCCAGGAAGCCCGCAAAAGGUACCUCGUUGCAUCUGGGUUCCUCUUGCUUAGUCUGAUUAGCUUCGUGGUUCAAACGGAGACCGCUUCUUACAUUUCAAAUGACUUGCAUUGGAAGAAGCCGUAUUGCAUGCUCUAUAUGACCCACGGUUCAUGGUCUUUGCUCUGGCUAGUCCAACUAGGCAUCCUUCGGUUACAAAAACGGAAGCUCUCGUGGGAUGCUUUCUGGCGACGCCAUAUCUUUCUCCUUCGCUCCACUGCGCAGAUGGUAGAAUCCCGGGAAGUCCAUCUGAGCACCCGGGCCUCCAACCGAUCGCCCAUUCCGUAUAUUCUGAAGACCACCGCCUUUGUAACAACCGCUCUUACAGUCGCAGGCGGAUCAUGGUACGUGGCAGUCAACAUGACCACCGCCAGCGAUCUGACAGCAAUUUACAACUGCUCGGCUUUCUUCGCGUAUGCCUUUUCGGUCCCACUCUUGAACGAGAAGCUGCGGUUCGAUAAGAUCUUUUCUGUGGCUGUGGCCAUCGUCGGCGUUAUGGUCGUUGCUUAUGGGGGUCGGGCUGAGAAGAAUGUCUCAGAAGGAGAGGGGACAACAGAAGACAGCGGGGGCCAGAAUCGACUGCUCGGAAACCUCGUAAUCGGUAUUGGAAGUAUCCUCUAUGGACUUUACGAGGUGCUGUACAAACGCUUCGCCUGUCCUCCGGAAGGCACCAGUCCUGGCCGCGGUACGAUAUUUGCCAAUACUUUUGGCAGCCUCAUCGGGUGUUUCACCCUGCUCAUCUUGUGGAUCCCAUUGCCAUUCCUGCACUGGACGGGGUUGGAGACGUUUGUAUGGCCGACCGGCGAGGUCGGAUGGAUGCUGCUCAUCUCGGUGAUUUCCAAUGCUAUAUUCUCGGGCUCUUUUCUUGUGCUCAUUUCUCUCACAUCGCCCGUUUUAUCUUCGGUGGCUGCUCUCCUUACCAUCUUCCUGGUCGCUCUGGUGGACUGGUUCCGAACCGGAGAGCCACUUCCUAUGUCAUCUAUCAUCGGCGGCGUUUUGAUUAUGCUGGCAUUCUUUCUGUUGAGCUUCAGCACAUAUAGAGAGAUGAAGGAGGAGCGCAAGAAGCAUCCAGUGGACGACGAGGUUGAUACUGAUAGUGAUGAUGCAUAG